This is a messenger RNA of Elaeis guineensis (African oil palm), 1779 nucleotides long. RefSeq lists its product as uncharacterized. Lineage: Eukaryota; Viridiplantae; Streptophyta; Magnoliopsida; Arecales; Arecaceae. Gene Ontology annotation, cellular component: membrane. The record is from RefSeq and is a predicted model, not a curated record.
UGAAAUAAUCUACGUCCAAGGUAGUCGCCAAAUGGUUGCCGACUCUAUGAUCGAGGACCCGGCUCUUUUGAGGGGGCUUCCUCGACGCCUUUUUAUUCCCCGUCCUCUUCUAAUCCAUGUUUUAAAAAAUAGCUAAAGCCUCCAGGGCGAACUCUCCAAUCAGUCUCCUCCCACGUCGUCCCGGGUUUCUCAGAUCAAGCGAUUAGGGUUUCUCGCCAUCUCGAGGAACGAGAGCAAGAAGAGAUCUUCGCGAGAUGUGGGCGGCGUCGUGCCUCGCCUCGUGCUGUGCGGCCUGCGCCUGCGAGGCGUGCCGGUCGGUGGUCGGCGGGAUCAGCCGCCGCUCCUCCCGCAUCGCCUACUGUGGACUCUUCGCAUUCUCCCUCAUCGUCUCCUGGAUUCUGCGCGAGGUCGCCGCUCCCCUCAUGGAGAAACUUCCCUGGAUCAAUCAUUUCCAUCGGACGCCUGAUAGAGAGUGGUUCGAGACGGAUGCCGUGCUUCGCGUCAGCCUCGGGAAUUUCCUCUUCUUUACGAUCCUGGCCCUUAUGAUGGUGGGGAUCAAGGAUCAAAAGGAUCCACGCGAUCGGUUGCACCACGGUGGGUGGAUGGCGAAGAUCGUGUGCUGGUUUGUGCUGGUGAUUCUUAUGUUCUUCGUUCCCAAUGGCCUUGUCAGCUUCUAUGAGACAAUAUCAAAAUUUGGAUCGGGAUUGUUUCUUCUAGUCCAGGUUGUUCUCUUGUUGGACUUUGUCCAUGGAUGGAAUGACAGCUGGGUCUCUAAGGAUGAGCAGUUCUGGUAUGUGGCAUUGUUCAUCGUCUCGCUUGUUUGCUAUGUGGCCACGUUUUCAUUUACAGGACUGCUGUUUCACUGGUUCACUCCAUCAGGACAUGAUUGUGGCCUCAACACCUUUUUUAUUGUUUUGACAUUGAUUCUCGUGUUUGUUUUUGCGGUUGUUGCAUUGCAUCCAAAGGUAAAUGGCAGCUUAUUGCCAGCAUCAGUGCUCUCUCUCUACUGCGCUUACCUCUGUUACAGCGGGCUAUCAAGCGAACCUAGGGAUUACGAGUGCAAUGGUCUCCAUAAUCACUCGGAAGCUGUUUCAACCGGAAGUCUUACCCUGGGAUUGCUGACAACUGUCCUCUCGGUUAUCUAUUCUGCUGUUCGUGCUGGUUCUUCAACAACCGUUCUCUCGCCACCAAGCUCCCCACGUGCUGGUGCUGAGAAGCCUCUGCUUCCCUUUGAUACGGUAGAGCAGCAGGAAGACAGGAAGAAUGAUGAGGCUAAGCCAGUCUCCUACUCAUACUCUUUCUUCUAUCUCAUUUUCUCUCUAGCCAGUAUGUACGCGGCGAUGCUUCUGACUGGCUGGUCAACCUCGGUUGGUGAAAGUGGAAAGCUUGUUGAUGUGGGCUGGUCCUCUGUGUGGGUCAGGAUUGUUACUCAGUGGGCCACAGCAGCUCUAUACAUCUGGUCUCUAAUUGCUCCCAUUCUCUUCCCAGAUAGGGAGUUCUGACUUCCAAGAAUGGAAGGAUACAAUAAUUAAUGGGGCCCAAGUCUAGGAUUACUGAGCCCUAACUGCUACUGUACAUGUGUCCAUGUACGUGCUCUCUGUGGAAUCUGUUAUAUGGAUGGAGUGCGAACUUUGUACGAUCCGAGAAUGAUAAAGCGGUUGCUGUAAUAUGUGGAGUUACAAACAUGGUUCUUCAUGGUUGAGCAAUGGCAUGCUCAUUCUGUCUUUGCAUCGUUUUUCCGCAGAUUGCAAAUCACUUGUUGGUAAAUUUUUAUUUCCA